CCAGGUGCCAGUUCUGGUAUCGGCAAGGGGACAGCUGUGGAAUUUGCCCAGCUGGGAGCGCACCUGGCUCUGACUGGGAGAAACCAGAAAAAUCUGCAGGCCACGGCAAAGGCCUGUGUGGAGGCAGGGACUCCACAGGACAAGAUUUUGCUCGUGACAGGGGACAUCUGCAAUGACGAACUAAGAAAAAACCUGGUGAAUCAAACAGCACAGAAGUUUGGCAGGGUCGAUGUCCUGGUAAACAAUGCCGGUAUAGCGUCGUUUGACACUUUAGAGACAACGAAUAUGGCGGACUAUGACAGGACCAUGGACGUCAACGUUCGCAGUGUGGUCAGACUGACUCAGCUGUGCGUUCCACAUCUCUCAAUGACUAAAGGUGCCGUUGUAAAUGUUUCUAGCCUUGCUGGGAUUCGGGCGUUUUCAGACCAUCUUGCAAAUUGCAUGAGCAAGGCAGCAUUGGACCAGUUCACAAGAUGCGUGGCACUUGAAUUAGCCCCCAAGCAAGUCAGAGAUAAUUCUGUUAACCCUGGUUUGAUCCAGAAAGAGAUGCUGAGACGCUUCGGGUUGAAUAAAGAGGAAUAUGCCAAGAUGAUACAGGGAAGGGUCGGAGAAGUUUCGGAAGUAGCGAAGACCAUCGCCUUCCUGGCCUCGCCAGACGCGUCCUUCAUAACCGGCGCACUGGUCCCCUUGGACGGGGGAAGGCACCUCAUGUGCCCGCGUUGACCCUAUCUAGA
Molecule: messenger RNA, 734 nt
Organism: Branchiostoma belcheri (Belcher's lancelet)
Lineage: Eukaryota; Metazoa; Chordata; Leptocardii; Amphioxiformes; Branchiostomatidae
Product: L-xylulose reductase-like
Exons: 8
Coding region: 286-723 (145 amino acids)
Source: RefSeq, a predicted model, not a curated record